Molecule: messenger RNA, 2999 nt
Organism: Perca fluviatilis (European perch)
Lineage: Eukaryota; Metazoa; Chordata; Actinopteri; Perciformes; Percidae
Product: annexin A11-like
Exons: 13
Coding region: 163-1734 (523 amino acids)
Biological process (GO): cytokinetic process; phagocytosis
Cellular component (GO): cytoplasm
Molecular function (GO): calcium-dependent phospholipid binding; calcium ion binding
Source: RefSeq, a predicted model, not a curated record
AUCAGUUCUCUGUGACGGGCAAAGAUAUGGGUGGGUUCUUUAAAUGGAAAGUAUGACAGAGUCCCACCCAUACCAGUUAAGUAGCUAUCUAGCUUAGUCAAAACUGCGGCUGGUCAUAGAAUUACGUCCAUCCAGGAAGAGGCUAUACAAGCAGACUGAACCAUGAGCUACCCUGGAUACCCCCCCCAGGCAGGUGGAUACCCACAACAGCCUGGGGCUUUUCCUCAACAACCUGGUGCCUACCCCCCUCAGCCUGGAGUAUACCCUCCCCAAGCUGGAGGCUACCCGCAGCAGCCAGGCGGUUACCCUCCUCAACCAGGAGGCUAUCCUCCACAGGCAGGAGGCUAUCCUCCACAGGCAGGAGGCUAUCCUCCACAGGCAGGAGGCUAUCCUCCUCAGGCUGGAGGCUAUCCGCCUCAGGCUGGAGGCUAUCCACAGGCACCACCACAAGGCAGCUGGGGAGGUGGCCCAGCUGGUGGAUAUCCCUCUAUUGGUCUUGACAACUUAUCCAACCCUGGAUACAUGGCUGGCAUGGCCAACCAGAUCUCUUCUGUCAUGGCGGGGUUUACUCAAAACCCAUCCAUGUUCGCCCAAGCCCCUGGGGGUCACCCACCUGCCACUCAGCCUGGCGGGUAUGGUUCCCCCAUCCCUAACCAACAGUCAUAUGGCCUGUACCCACAGCCCGGAGGGAACAUGCAACACCCCCAAGGCCCAGGGAUGGGCUACCCUGGUCAGCCUGGUCAGCCUGGUCAGCCUGGUCAGCCUGGGCAGCCAAUGCCCGGGUACCCCGGAGCACCAUCACCAAACCCACCCAUGCCUGGUUAUGGAGGAGCACCAGCACCUGUGCCAGGUUACCCACAGGGCCCUUCACCAAAUCCAUCCAUGCCAGCCUACAACCCAGGAGCCAUGCCAAUUGCUCCACCUGUCAACAGAGGAUUCAGGGGAACAAUCACGGACUUUCCUGGAGCUGACCCACUUAGAGAUGUGGAGGUCCUGAGGAAGGCCAUGAAGGGCUUUGGAACUGAUGAGCAAGCCAUCAUCGACUUACUGGGGAGUCGCUCUAACAAGCAGCGCGUUCCUUUGCUCCGGGCCUACAAAACUUCCUAUGGCAAGGAUCUGAUUAAGGACCUGCACUCGGAACUGUCUGGAAACUUUAGGAGUCUGGUCAUGGCCACAUUGAAGACCCCUUCUGAGUUUGAUGCCUCUGAGAUCCACAAUGCCAUAAAGGGAGCCGGAACUGAUGAAGCCUGUCUGAUAGAGAUCCUGUCUUCUCGCUCCAACGCUGAAAUCAAGGAGAUAAACCGUAUUUACAAACAAGAAUACAAGAAGACAAUGGAAGAUGCCAUUAGUGGCGAUACUUCUGGCCACUUCCGCAGGCUCCUGAUCUCUCUUGCCCAGGGUAAUCGUGAUGAACGAGAGCAGGUUGACAUCUCUCUGGCUAAACAAGAUGCUCAGGCCCUGUAUGCUGCUGGAGAAAACAAGCUGGGAACCGAUGAAUCCAAGUUUAAUGCUAUUUUGUGUGCCAGGAGCAAACCCCAUCUCAGAGCAGUUUUUCUUGAGUACCAGCAGAUGUGUGGCAGGGAUAUCGAGAAGAGCAUCAGCAGGGAGAUGUCCGGAGACCUUGAGAGUGGCAUGUUGGCAGUGGGGUUAUGGUACAGUAACUUGUUUUUAGAUGUGAUUUAUUUGAAUCCUUCCGAUGGUUUUGCACAACCAGUCUAUAUGUUUUCAUUGUGAGAUGGUGUGUGGUGCAAUGUUGGAUGUCUGCCAUCGGUUUUGAUGCUGUGUUUCGUUUCCCUCUUCUGGACAGUGUUUUUGUUUCUGUUUUCACCUACAAUAUAUACGUUGCUUUAAAGCUCCAUUAAUGAAUAUUUGGUCACUAGUGGGCAGAAUAUCCCAGAAACAAGCUGACAAACACAGCCCUGACUUGAACUUUUAGCAGACAGAGAGCAACAUUAUCACCCUAUGGCGGUCAUGUUUCCUGCCACCUGAUGAAUGUAAAUCUAAUAUUCACUCUCCUUUUAAGCUCUGUUUUAGUCUCUACCAAUUCCUGAGAAAAAUAUCUGGCUCUUUUAGUUUAGAUGUAGUAGAUGAUGGGUGUUUGACUUCAUCCAUCAUCUACUUGCUAACGUUAUGCUUAACGUUAUCUGCCUUUUGGUGCUGGACAGGUAGCAUACAUCAGGGCUUGUUGCUCUAAACAGCCGCUGCCUGCUGCUGUUUAAAGACCUCAACAGUCCCGCCCCUCCUCCGAGAGACCUUAGGUUUUCCCAUUCAUUUCUCCCAUUGACGUCUGGAAAAAUCCGUAUAUAAUGAGUUUUAGACCAGGGGUCACCAAACUUUUUUCUCUGGGGGCCACAUUAUCGUUCCUGACUGUGAUGGGGGGCCGGGGCCAGGUCAGCUAUAUAACAGAAUUGUAUGACCCAGACCAAAAUGACCACCAGCAGGCCUCAUUGUGUAGCAGAGAUUACUAGCCUGGCACAGCCAUCCCCACUACUAUAUCCUCACUACUAUAUCAACACUUGAUUCCUGGCACAUAUUAGUUUAUCUUUACUAGUGGUUUGCUAAAGUAGUAAUCGAGUCUUCACACUUUGUUUAAAUUUGAAAUACCACAGAUAUUCCAUUUAUUUAUUUUCUAAUAAAAAUAACAUAAAAGCUGUCAAGGUAAGAAACAUCUGCCUAGUUGAGGUGAUUGACACUGGCAAAGGUGAGUGAAAAAUUAUAAAUUAUAGGUAGGCCUGUUGAUAUUAAUAAUAAUAUUAAUAAUAAUUGUGUGCAGCACUUAAUAAAGGUCAAAUAAAUAGGCCUAUAAAAUUAAUUAAUUAAUUAAAAAAACAUUGAAAUUAUACAUGAGUAACAGAACAUUUAACAUGAGUAAUAGAACAACUAGCCAGCUCUUAUGCCUAUCCAGGUGAGAAUGUUCAGUAAAUGUAUUAUUCUAUAGUUCUUGCACAUUUUUAGUUUCACCUUCACCUGCUAGCUAAAUUGCACGUGGCUGUUGAUUC